Messenger RNA from Gracilinanus agilis (Agile Gracile Mouse Opossum), 1194 nucleotides. RefSeq names its product chromosome 2 C8orf74 homolog (gene C2H8orf74). The record is from RefSeq and is a predicted model, not a curated record. NCBI's taxonomy places the organism in Eukaryota, Metazoa, Chordata, Mammalia, Didelphimorphia, Didelphidae. The coding region runs from base 1 to 1194 and encodes 397 amino acids. The transcript has 7 exons.
AUGGAAGCUAGAAGGGAGACCCCUGGAGGCAGAGAGGCAGCCAGUACAGCAAGGCUCGGAGAUGGGAGACAGCGUGUCCUCUGCAAGUUCCGAGUGGGCAUACCUGAGGAGUCCCAUGCAACCAGGAAAGUUGGUGAUGUGGAUGAAGGCCAGAAGCAGGAAGGUCGAGAACUUCUGAGAAGGCUGACAAAAUGGAAGGGCUUCGAAGAGAUGAAAGAAUCCCGGAAAAACAUCUUACUUGAUAUCCUCUAUGAUGGCAUUGUGUUUGCAGUAGAGAAAGGCUUCCCCUGGCCAGCAGUGGUAGAAGUUGCCAGAUUCACAGAAGAACUGUUAGAGGAAACCAAAGAUUGCUCCAUUACUCAGGCCUUACAGAUACUUGGGAACAAGCUCAGAGAAUAUGAAACCAAGUUUAAUCCUGUCAAUCUAAUGGCUGUCUGUGAUUAUUUUCACAACACCUUCAUCCGGCAUUUAAAACUCUACCAGUAUGUCCUCUGUAAAGAUCAGGAUAUGUACCAGGCCACUGAAUCCUUAGAUCUCUGCCCUCCACCACUACCCCUUCCAUUGUCAGAGGGUGUCGACAAAAAUGUCUGGAAGUACCAACAGCAGGUGGCUGAGCUCACGGCAGCUGAGGUGCAGAAACGGACCAACAUGUUGCUUCUGAGGGAGACCCUCCACCUGGAAAGAGAGCACACAAUGAAGAAGAUCUUUGAGGGACUGGUUACGAAAGAAAUAGGGGUCCUAGACCGAGAGGCAUUGGAAACUAUCAUCCGCAAAGCUGUGCGAACGCAGAUUGACUCCCUGAAGGAGCUCUUGGAAAAUGAGAUAAAGACCACUUAUGCAAUCUUAGACCUAAAACUGCAAAAGAAGAUUUUGAAAGGCACUGUGGACUGCCCUAUGAUGGAGUUUGGGGCAUCACCAAAGGCUUCAGCACGGACUCUGGGCCUCCCCUUAGACUUGAAUGGGUCAGGUGCCACAGAUUGCCUUGUCCUAGAGCUUGGGACCUCACUGAAGGCUUGUACCAGGGCCAAGAACUUCAAAGGAGGGAAGAAUAUGUUUUCUCUGAUGGGAGUUAGUGUGGGAGACUGUAACGUCAAUCCAUGCCAAAAUUAUAUCCCCCUGAGCCACGGCAACUUCAAACCAGCAGCUGUCCCAGCAGGCUGUGCACAUGUGGCUGCAGCUUGCGUAUGGCGUUAG